This is a messenger RNA of Hibiscus syriacus, 800 nucleotides long. RefSeq lists its product as uncharacterized. The transcript is spliced from 3 exons. NCBI's taxonomy places the organism in Eukaryota, Viridiplantae, Streptophyta, Magnoliopsida, Malvales, Malvaceae. The coding region runs from base 84 to 632 and encodes 182 amino acids. The record is from RefSeq and is a predicted model, not a curated record.
UUUAGCAAAAAUAUUCCUUAACCGUAAGCGAAGAACAAAUAAAGUUUUGAUACACAUCGGCUGCUGCAAAGGAGUGAUCUACAAUGCCACGUGAAGAGAAACGAAAACGGUUUCAUGAGGCAGUUCUCAAGACACUCUAUCCACCGCCGUCUCCGCCGGAAUCGGAGGAGGAAGAGGAAAAGAAGCAGGUGAUCGCAUCAGACAGGCCUCUCAACUUCGGGCUUGAAAAUCCAGAUGAUUUUGAAGCGAGCAAAGGCAGUUCCCCAAAGACUGGUGACGAAGAUGACGGAUGUCAACCUGAGACUCAUAAGCUGAGUAGAGCUCAAAGGAAACGACUUAGAAGGAAAAAGCUCAAAGAAGAUGCUUGCCGCCGUGGAAAGAUAAUCGGACCUUUGUUACCAUCACGCCAAUAUGACGGAGUUGAUUCAUUGCAAGGUGAGCCUGAAGGUGUUCGACAAAAUGCCCGAGACGAACAAGUUGCUUCAAGUGACAAACCGGCCGAUCAGCAAGGUGAUUGUAGUAGCAAGAACAAGUUGAAACACAGGAGGAUAGCUAAGAGGUUGGCUAAGGAUGGACUAGAAUCCAAUAAAAGUGAGAAUUCUGAUGGAGGUAAAGAGCGGAAAGUAAUCUAGUAAAAGAGAAUUGCUUAAGCAAGUCUCGAAUUACAAGUAAGGUACGUGGCCCGAAUCGAUCUAGAUUAAUCAGAACACACCUUGAAAAUCGGAUGAGCAACCAAAAACAAUAAUAAUUGAAGUCCUUUAACGCGGGUAGUUGUGAUUAAGAAUCAUGGCAUUCUUGUU